AAAAAAACAAAAUACAUAAAAUACGCCUAUUUUUCUUUUAUUAAAUUGAAUAUUAAACAAAUAAUUAAUAACUAUAAGAAUUAAAAAAAAACACCAAACUAUAACCAUGGGUAAUCAAUUAGUUGGUAUAGCCCCGUCGCAAAUAUUUCCUGUUGAACAUUAUUUCUCAGGAACAUUUGGUACAGAAAUUGUUUUCGAUUCCAACAUGGGAAGUACACGAUUCUUUAAAGUUGCCAAAGCAAAAUCCGAAGAAGGUUUAAUUGUUGUAAAAGUCUUUGUAAAACACGAUCCAACUUUGCCUCUGGAAGACCACAAGGACAGAGUUGAACAAAUUAAAAAGACACUAGCUAAUUCGGUUAAUUGUCUUCCAUUUCAAAGAGUUGAGAUAACUGACAAGGCAGCUUACAUUAUGAGAGAAUUUGUUAAACAUAGUCUCUAUGAUCGUGUAUCCACACGACCAUUCCUAACAAUUCUCGAAAAGAAAUGGAUAACUUUUCAAAUUCUUUGCGCUUUGAAUCAAUGUCAUAAGCAAAAGAUUUGCCACGGUGAUAUAAAGUUGGAAAAUAUACUCAUUACAUCGUGGAAUUGGAUUCUACUCUCGGACUUUGCUUCGUUCAAGCCUACUUACCUUCCUGAGGACAAUCCAGCUGAUUAUACUUACUUCUUCGAUACAAGUCGUCGACGAACUUGCUACAUAGCUCCCGAAAGAUUCGUAAAGACUAUGACUUCUGAUGAUGCAGAGGGAAGUGUAUCUGAGUCAAUGCUUCCCACUGAUUCGCUGGUUCGAUUGGGGUCGUAUUACUCGGGGAAUACUCUCUUGCCAGCGAUGGAUAUCUUUUCGGCAGGGUGUGCACUUCUUGAACUAUGGACAGAAGGUACAGCACCAUUUGAGCUCUCUCAGCUUUUAGCGUACCGACGAGGAGAACGGGAGCUAGUUGAAAAGCAUUUAUCUGGAAUUGAGAAUGAAAAUCUUAGAAACCUACUCGCUUCAAUGAUCAACUUGAAUUCUAUUAAUCGUCGAAGUGCAGAGGACUACUUGGACCAAGAGCGUGGUCGUUUGUUUCCCGAAUAUUUCUACUCCUUCCUUCAGUCCUACUUGCAGAUGUUUUCAUCAGCACCAAUUAUGUCUCCCGAUGACAAAAUUAUGCGCCUCCACUCGGACAUAAAUCAUUGCAUUAAAGUACUUACCAACCGCCCAUUGACCAAUGACGAUGACCCGGAAUUAGAAGAGAAUCAACCAGAUAGUGACACAGAAUCGACGAAAAGUGCAUCCCAAGAACAAGAUGGACUGAUUUUGAUCAUAACUGUGGUGACUUCAUGCAUUAGAGGUCUUCAAUAUUCAAAUAGUAAAAUUUGUUGUUUGGAAAUUUUGCAAAAACUCUCAAAAUACACAACAUCGGAGACAAUUCUUGAUAGAAUUUUGCCUUAUAUCUUACACUUGGCUCAAUUUUCAUCUGCAAAAGUUCAAGUUCAAGCUAUUGAAACACUGACAACUUGUUUGGGACUUGUGAAGGAAAUACCAAGAAGUGAUGCAAAUGUUUUUCCUGAAUACAUUUUGCCAUCGAUAGCAAAACUUUCGAGCGAACAAGCUGCGGUUAUUGUUCGGGUUGCUUUUGCUAAAAAUAUUUCUAAACUUGCAAAAAUUGCAAUUUAUUUUUUGGAAGAAACACAAAGAAAUACACCAAGUGAAAUGCCAUUUAGACGUUAUCAAGCUGAAUUGAAUGCACUACAUGAAAUUAUACAACAGACUGUUUUGAGUUUACUCACUGAUUCCAAGCCGAUUGUAAAGCAAUCAUUAAUGGAAUCGGGGAUUUGUGAUUUGUGUGCGUUUUUUGGAAAAGAGAAAGCCAACGACGUCGUUCUAUCACACAUCAUGACUUUCCUCAACGAUGAAGAUAAAAACCUCCGAGGAGCUUUUUACGAUAACAUUUCUGGCGUAGCAGGAUAUGUUGGAUGGCAAGCAUCUGAUAUUUUAGUGCCUCUUCUACAACAAGGUUUCACUGAUCGCGAAGAAUUUGUCAUUGCCAAAGCCAUUCGAGCUGUGAACAUUCUCAUCGAAUUAGGUCACAUUCGAAAACCAGCAGUCACUGAAAUCAUAGCCGAAUCUGCUUGCUAUCUCUGUCAUCCAAAUUUAUGGAUUCGUCAUGAAAUUGCAGCAAUGAUUUCGACAACAGCGAAAAUUCUUCACGACAUUGAUGUGCAAUGCAAAAUUAUGCCUGCAAUUGAGAAAUUCCUUAGAACUCCAUUAAUUCAAGUUGAAAUGCCUGAAUUACUCCUGGAUAGUUUAUUACCACCGGUUCCAAGAAUUAUCUAUGAUAGUGUUGUUAAGUACUCGGAGAUCCAAAAGUUCGUUGCAACUUUGGAAGAUCGAAAGAAUGUCCGACAAAAUACACCCGAAGGAAUGCUUCCACAAUACGAUGAAGUAGGAACUUCUCUUAAGAAUCUCUUUCGUCGCCUGAUCUCAGAAGGACUAAACCAGGAAAUCGAAAUGCAACUUCUUGAAAUGAAAGCCUUCAUACUCAAAGUCAAGCACAAGCAUUCCGAACUCAAGGAACAAUCUCAGAACGGUCGUAUCCGUCUCGAUCGCGAAGAUAUCCUCUGUCAUGAUUAUCCUUUAGCCGACAAAUCAUCCAAAAUGGAUCUUAGAAAUAAGAAACGUCAAGAUGGUGAUCCAAAUUCAAACCUAGAAUGGCAACAUAUCUACAAUGAUGGACAUUCCGCUGCAGCCUCGCCAUCUGGCGAUUUAAACAUUUCCCCAGUUCAAGCAGGUAGUCCAUCGGUUGGACAAAUUCCACCAACUGCAGCUGCCUCUUUGGGUGAAUAUACCAUUCCCGAGCGAAAUCUAUGGACUGAACGUCCAUCUGAGUGUCGAUUUGAUGUUGAUAAGCUGCGUAAUAAAAUCAAAGGAAGAUACAAUGCCACUCAGAGUUAUCAUCAUGAAAGAGGAUCGUCACCAUAUCCACCAGGAUGGCGUAUGAAUGGGACGAUAAUCGCUCAUCUUUACGAGCAUCGUGGUUCGGUGAUCAAGAUGACUUCAUUGAAGCCUCAUGGAGCUGUAUUUGCAAGUGGCAGCAUAGAUGGCACUGUUCGAUUGUGGGACUGUAACAAACUCUAUGGUCAUCAUGGAAUCAAUAAAUCUAGACAAGUUUACGUUGCCAAUACGCCGAUAUAUUCCCUUGCAGCCUGUGAUGGUGGACAAUCUUUAGCUGUGGGUGGAAAGGAUGGCAGUUUGUUGAUUAUGAGAAUAGAUAGAAACUCAUCGAAAAUGACUCUUCAACAUGCAAUCCAUACAAAUGAAAAUGAACCCAACGAUGGUCCAGUUGUUGACAUGCAAACUUACGAGCAAUCAUCUCCAAGUGUCAUCAUCUAUGCCACUCUUUAUGGAGCAAUUGUUGCAUGGGAUACUCGCAUGCAGAGCAUCGCUUGGCGUCUACAAAAUGAGCUCCGUCAUGGUGUUAUCACAGCAAUUUGUGCAGAUCCCACUGGAUCAUGGCUAGCAGCUGGUACUUCUGGUGGCAAGCACAUAUGCUGGGAUUUGAGAUUCCAGCUGCCAAUUGCUGAAAUCAAGCAUCCGUCUGAUUCUUGGAUCAGAAAGGUUGCCUGUCAUCCAACUGAACCUUCGUGCUUGAUAUCAGCUACACAAUCGAAUAAUGAAGUGUCUAUUUGGAAUAUCGAAACUGGUCAUAGGCAGACUGUUUUGUGGGCUAGUAAUGCACCAGUUCUUUCAAACACCAGUUUGAAUGAUCCUUCAACAAGUUGUGGAAUUCUGGCUGGAGUUGUUGAUAAAUCACCAUUUGUCCUAACUGGAAGUUCAGAUCAAAGAAUUCGUUAUUGGGAUUUGAUGUCACCCAAAAAUUCGGCGCUAAUUGUUCCAUCGGCAAAGGAUAACUUGGCUGAUGUUUCAUUUACUUAUAGUUCCCGUUUAACUGAUGGAAGUCAAGUGAUUGAAGAAAAUAUUAUUUCUUUAGCUACCACUGAUUUGGGAUCAUUAAGAGCCUCAACUGAAGAAACACCUAGAUCUGGACCAGAAAUGCCUUCGCAUAGUCAUCAUGAUGCAAUUACAGAUCUUUUAAUGUGUAAAAAUGACAAACAACAGGUGUUCAUUGUAUCGGCUGCACGAGAUGGUGUUAUUAAAUUGUGGAAGUAAUAAUGUGGGUGUGUAGAAUAUAAGAAGAGCUUACAUAAUAAUUGUAAUCUUUUUGUUUAUUAGGAAUGUAAUUAAUUUUAUUUCUAUGAUGUAAUAUAUCUGUGAUUAUUUAAGGAA
Messenger RNA from Episyrphus balteatus (marmalade hoverfly), 4264 nucleotides. RefSeq names its product phosphoinositide 3-kinase regulatory subunit 4 (gene Vps15). The coding region runs from base 107 to 4147 and encodes 1346 amino acids. The transcript has 14 exons. Gene Ontology annotation, biological process: macroautophagy; protein targeting to vacuole; late endosome to vacuole transport. Gene Ontology annotation, molecular function: ATP binding; protein serine/threonine kinase activity; protein binding. Lineage: Eukaryota; Metazoa; Arthropoda; Insecta; Diptera; Syrphidae. The record is from RefSeq and is a predicted model, not a curated record. Gene Ontology annotation, cellular component: phosphatidylinositol 3-kinase complex, class III, type I; nucleus-vacuole junction; phosphatidylinositol 3-kinase complex, class III, type II.